This is a messenger RNA of Effrenium voratum, 645 nucleotides long. The record is from the annotation of a GenBank genome assembly. NCBI's taxonomy places the organism in Eukaryota, Dinophyceae, Suessiales, Symbiodiniaceae.
AGCCGCAUCUUAGUCACAACUUCUAGUGUGAGCGGCCUUUGCAAAGUAUCAUGAGUGUCUUCGGAUGGCAGUGCACCUGUGGCGGGGAAGAACCCGGGGAGGAGCAGCAAUCCAGCGAUGUGGGUGCUCUGCGCGUCAUGGAGGAAGUGAACCUCGCCAAGAAGGAAGAUUUGGAGGAGCGCGAGGAGGUUGAAGUGGAGGGCGGAGCAAAGUACAAGGGUCAGUGGCGAGGUCAGCAGAGAUAUGGCCAGGGAGUCCUUACCAGGCCCGACGGCCAAACUUAUCGCGGCUCUUUUGUGGACAAUCGCGCGCAAGGCCAUGGUGUGUUUGAGGCAGCCAACGGCAACACCUACGAGGGGCAAUGGCAUCAGGAUCGUGCGCAUGGAUAUGGCAAGUACGUCCAUGUAGAUGGCAGCACGUACGAGGGCGAGUGGGUGCAAGACGAGAAGUCGGGCAAGGGCGUCGAAUGCUGGGCUGACGGAGCAAGGUACGAGGGCCAAUUCCAGCAUGGUUCCAAGCAUGGGUCUGGCAUCUACAAAUCCGCCACUGGCGUUGUCUACGAGGGCCAGUUUAAGAAUGACAAGAUGGACGGCCACGGUGUGUACAAAUUUGCAGAUGGCCGCACUUACACGGGCCAAUGGCAGC